GGUCCGACAUGUCCGAUCCGCCAUAUCGCUACUUCACCCAAAUCGGGGACCCAGUCCUCCGGCAAAGAUCUGAGGAGGUUCCGGAGGAGCGCAUUGAUUCGCCAGAAAUCGAUCAGAUUAUAGAUCGCAUGGUGAAAGUGUUACGUCACUACGACUGUGUUGGGGUGGCGGCGCCACAAAUUGGAAUACCAUUGCGCAUUAUCGUCAUGGAGUUCCGUGAGGGAAAACGGGAGCAGUACAAGCCGGAGAUUUACGAGGAGCGUAAAAUGUCCACACUGCCUUUGGCCGUCUUUGUUAAUCCCGAGCUGGAGAUAGUCAGUGGCCAGAUAAACACACAUCCCGAGGGUUGUAUGAGUGUUCGCGGAUACUCGGCGGAGGUGGGAAGAUUUGAUAAGGUCCGCGUUCGAGGAGUCGGCAAGCUGGGCACGCCCUCCGAAAUGGAGCUCGAGGGCUGGAAUGCCAGGAUCGCCCAGCACGAAACGGAUCACCUCAACGGUUGCAUCUACGUGGACCGCAUGGACGCGUCCACGUUUCAAUGUGUCAACUGGGAGCAGAUCAACGCCGCCGAGGGUCGCUCGGCUCUUUGGUUUCACAAGUAAAAUACCUAAUGCUUCCAUUCUUAAAGAAUUUAUUGUAAUUUUGCGGCAUUUGAACUUAAUAAAAUAAAGC
Messenger RNA from Drosophila bipectinata, 669 nucleotides. RefSeq names its product peptide deformylase, mitochondrial. The record is from RefSeq and is a predicted model, not a curated record. Gene Ontology annotation, biological process: peptidyl-methionine modification. NCBI's taxonomy places the organism in Eukaryota, Metazoa, Arthropoda, Insecta, Diptera, Drosophilidae. Gene Ontology annotation, cellular component: mitochondrion. Gene Ontology annotation, molecular function: peptide deformylase activity.